Messenger RNA from Tarenaya hassleriana, 1980 nucleotides. RefSeq names its product ultraviolet-B receptor UVR8. NCBI's taxonomy places the organism in Eukaryota, Viridiplantae, Streptophyta, Magnoliopsida, Brassicales, Cleomaceae. The transcript has 14 exons. The coding region runs from base 443 to 1615 and encodes 390 amino acids. The record is from RefSeq and is a predicted model, not a curated record.
GCUCUGUUUUAAGCUGGAUAAGUAGAAAACAGAGCAUUGAACAAGAGAACUGAACAUAUUGGAAACAUGUAUUCUGCUGUAAAACACGCACGCGGCACUCAUUUCAGACAGAAUUCUUCAGACCGAAUCCACAGCGAAACUCAACUGUUCAGGGACAUGUAAGAGAACCACUUUUUGUUUCACCAAGUGCUAGUUAGCUUUUGCUAAGAAAGUGGCCUUGGUGGCAGGAUUCAGGUGCUCUGUCCUCAGCUCUACCGACUUCUACAAAGUUUGAGCUUUUUUAUUUUUAUCGGAAGACGUAGCAUCCUUCGCAUCCAUCAGUUUCAUCUCAAUCAUAAAUGAUCGAACUUGCCAUGGAAAUUCUUUUCUCAGAAGGAGAAGAACCCAUCUCCCAUCUUCUCAACUCGCUCCAUAGGACAUAUCGAGAGUGAAGGUGAUCAAAAUGUUGACCAGGGGCUUCAGACGAUUUCGGAUUCCUCGGUUGAAUCCGGGUCAGAACAAUCCCAUUUCGAGUGUUCGUCACUGGAAUCCGAAUUCGGGUUCGAUGGGCUUUGGGUGGAGAAGAUGGUUGUCGAGCGAGAGUGGGAAACGGUUCGCGGCGAUGUGGGGAAGCGGAGACUUCGGGAGAUUAGGGCUGAGAAACUUGGAAUCUCGGUGGCGACCCGCCGUCUGCUCCGCCUUGUCUGAACAUAGCAUCUCAGCCCUGGCUUGCGGCGGAGCUCACACCCUAUUCCUCACCGAAACUGGGAGGGUCUUUGCAACAGGUCUUAAUGAUUGUGGUCAACUUGGUGUAUCAGGUGUUAAAGCUUAUACUAUGGAGCCUCUUGAAGUUCUUGGAUUAAAGGAUGUUCUGUACGUCUCAGCUGGUUAUAGUCACUCUGCUGCUAUCACAGUGGAUGGAGAGCUCUAUAUGUGGGGAAAGAACUCAAGUGGACAGCUUGGAUUGGGAAAAAAAGCGGCGAAAGUGGUUCACAGUCCUGUCAAAGUGGAGUCUUUGAAUGGAAUCACCAUCAAAUCUGUGGCGUUGGGUUCAGAGCAUUCAGUCGCAGUUACUGAUGGUGGUGAAAUUCUGAGUUGGGGAGGAGGAGGCUCCGGAAGACUUGGUCAUGGUCAUGAGUCCACCCUUCUCGGUAUCUUGAGAAGUUCAAGUGAAUUCACUCCAAGACUUAUCAAGAAACUUGAGGGAGUCAAGGUUGAAAACGUUGCUGCUGGUUUGCUGCAUUCAGCCUGCACCGAUGAAAAUGGAUCUGCAUUCAUAUUUGGAGAGAGAGCCAUCAAUAAGCUGUUCCAGGGAUUUGGUGGAGCAAACAAUGCUACAACCCCUUCCAUUAUCAGUGAAGUGCCUUAUGCAGUAGAAAUUUCAUGUGGCGGCUAUCAUACAUGUGUCGUGACAAGAGGUGGAGAACUAUACACAUGGGGUUCAAAUGAAAACGGCUGCCUCGGGACAGAAUCUAGGGAUGCCUCUCAUUCACCCGUGAGAGUCGAAGGUCCUUUCUUGAAGUCUUCUGUUUCCAAGGUGGUAAUGUCUUCACCUGGGGAUGGGGAGGUUCCCAUGGCACUUUCUCCAUCGAGGGACAUUCUUCUGGGGGACAGUUGGGUCAUGGUGAUGAUGUAGACUACUCGACUCCAGUUAUGGUAAACCUCGGAGACGAUGUAAGAGCGACACAAGUAUCGUGUGGGUUCAAUCAUACCGGGGCAGUUCUUGAAUACGUCUGAGAAGUCGUGUCUAUGCCGAAACUCGCAAUCAUAGAGAAGAAAAGAAAUAUGCUUUCCGCAUCCCGGGUAACGUUUAGUUUCUUCAUUCUUUCCAUAACCUUGUAGUCGAGCAUGUUCAUCAAGAAUCGGCAUUUGAUGCCUGGGUUUUCUUUAUUAAGCUUGUUAGAUAUUGUAAUGCUUUGUAGAAUAAAGUACAGUUCCCAUGUACAUAGGAACACAGAGCAAGUGCCUUUUACUAAUGGUAGAUUAUCAUUUGAGAUCUCA